AUCGGAGGGUGUACCACAUCCCUAGCAGUUAUCUGGGUGCAGAGUACGUCCACACUCUGAAAAGGUCGACGAAAAUGUCCGUCAAAGAGAAACAACAGCGUAUUCUGUCUCUCUUCGAGCAUUUGACAGCAGCACAAGUAGAACAACGUUUAGCUCCAGAAGAUAGAGAUCCCAGACUUUCAGGUAUUGGAAUAUUGAAGCGUGGAUCAUUAUUUUCUUGUUUCCAUAUUAAACACUUAGAUGAGGCCACCAAGCUGUACGAAAUCCUUUACCAUGCUAAGGACUUUGACGACUUCUUUCUGCUCGCCAAGCAAGCACAUACCUUCGUAAACGAAGGUCUUUUUGUGUAUGCUGUAUCUGUGGCGCUUCUCCACCGCGAUGACUGCAAGGGUGUGACUGUACCACCCAUCCAAGAAGUUUUCCCAGAUAGGUUCGUACCAGCUGAAACUGUAAAUCUUGCCAUCAAGGAAGCUAACAAUAAUCCCAACAGUGAUGUCGUAGUAGAAGCUGAGGAAACUGGUAAUAUCCUGGAUCCUGAAUACAAAUUAGCUUAUUUCCGUGAAGACAUCGGUGUUAAUGCUCACCAUUGGCACUGGCACAUUGUCUAUCCAGCAACAUGGAAAGAAGGUGUGAUGAAAAAAAGCAAAGACAGAAAAGGAGAACUUUUCUACUAUAUGCAUCAACAAAUGUGUGCUAGAUACGAUUGCGAACGUCUCUCUAAUGGUUUGAAUCGUAUGAUCCCAUUCCACAACUUUGAUGAGAAAUUAGAAGGUUACGCACCACAUCUUACUUCAUUGAUCAGUGGCUUACAAUACGGAAGCCGUCCACGUGGUUUCAGUUUAAGAGAUUUAAAAGAUGUCGAUGUACAAGAUAUGGAACGUUGGAGAGAAAGAAUUUUGGAUGCUAUCCAUUUGGGACACAUCCAUACUUCCGAAGACCAAGAAAUAGCUUUGGAUGAAGCUCACGGUGCUGACAUUUUGGGUGAUAUUAUCGAAUCUAGUGCCGAAUCCAGAAAUCCCGAAUUCUAUGGCAGUCUCCACAACUGGGGCCACGUAUUAAUGGCAAGAAUCCACGAUCCUGAUGGCAGAUUUAACGAAAAUCCAGGUGUGAUGAGUGAUACUUCGACUUCACUUCGUGAUCCAAUUUUCUACCGUUGGCAUAGAUUUGUCGACAAUAUUUUCCAAGACUAUAAAGCAACUUUACCAACAUAUUCUAGGGAACAACUUGAUUUUCCAGGUGUCGAAGUUACUGGAGUAACAGUAAAUGCUAAGACAAAGAAUGUCAUCCAUACUUUCAUGAAAGACGAUGAAUUAGAAUUAUCUCACGGUAUUCAAUUCGCCAGUAAUCAUAGUGUUAAGGUUAAAUACCAUCAUUUAGAUCACGAACCAUUCUCCUAUACAAUCGAAGUUAAUAAUACUGGCAAAGCCACAAAGGCUGCAGUUCGUAUAUUCUUAGGUCCAAAAUUCGAUGAAUUGGGCAAUGUACUUGAUAUCAACGAACAACGUCGUUUAUGUAUCGAAUUAGAUAAAUUCUUCGUCCCCCUAACCCCCGGCAAGAAUACAAUCUCUAGAAAUGCAAUCGAAUCUAGCGUCACGGUUUCCGAAUUGCAUACAUUUGAACAGCUGAAGAAGGGAGAAGGAGUCAGCGAAAAUGCAACUGAAUUCUGUAGCUGCGGAUGGCCAGAACACAUGCUCAUCCCACGUGGUAACCACAGAGGAAUGGUUUUCGAUCUUUUCGUUAUGUUAACCGAUGGCAGCGAAGAUCUCGUCGGUCUUGGCGGUUUGUGCAAAGAUGCAGUAAGCUACUGUGGUGCUAAGGAUGCUCUCUAUCCCGAUAAGAGACCUAUGGGAUUCCCAUUCGAUCGACCCAUCGAUGCAAGAAACUUACAAGAGUUCCUCACUCCCAACAUUCACUUCACCGAAGUUGAAAUCAAAUUCGAUGGUUAUGUUGUUUGGGGGGCGUCAGGCCGCAGUAGCUGGGUAGUUGCGUUCACUUCGCUUACGGGACCAUCAGGCAAAGUCAUGGGAGUGCAAGACAAGCAGAAGCGUAUUUUGCCUCUGUUCGAGCAUCUUACGUCUCUUACAACAGAGCAGCUACCAUUAGAUGCUAGAGAUGAUAGACUGAAAGAUGUCGGACACCUCGAACGAGGAAAACUUUUCUCUUGCUUUCAUACCGAUCACUUAGCCGAGGCUGAAAGUCUUUAUACAGUUCUUUUCCAAGCUAAAGACUUUGACGAUUUCAUCCACCUCUGUGAACAAGCCCGUAACGUUGUGAACGAAGGUCUCUUCGUCUUCGCUGUCUCUGUGGCUGUUCUGCACAGAGAGGACUGCAAAGGUGUAACAGUUCCACCCAUUCAAGAGAUCUUCCCCGAUAGAUUCGUACCAGCUGAGACCAUCAACCAAGCACUGAAGGCCGAUCGCAAAAGAACAGGAGAUGAAGACAUAGUCGUAAAAAUCCAAGAAACGGGUAAUAUUCUUGAUCCAGAAUACCAUCUCGCAUACUUCAGAGAAGAUAUCGAAGUCAAUGCCCAUCAUUGGCACUGGCACUUGGUUUAUCCAGCUAAUUGGAAACCAGAAGUUAUGGGUAAAGUCAAAGAUAGAAAGGGUGAACUUUUCUAUUACAUGCAUCAACAGAUGUGCGCCAGAUACGAUUGUGACCGAUUGUCUACUGGUCUUAGACGUAUGAUACCAUUCCAGAACUUUGACGAAACUUUGGAAGGUUAUUCACCUCAUUUAACAUCAUUGAUCAGUGGAUUGAACUAUGCCAGUCGUCCAGCUGGUCUUUCCAUGCAUGACGUAACCGACGUUAAUGUUCAAGAAAUGGUCCGCUGGAGAGAACGAGUUCUCGAUGCUAUCCACGUUGGUCACGUUAUUGAUGAUCACGGUCAUGAAAUUCCACUCGACGAAGAACACGGUAUUGACAUAUUAGGUUCUCUCUUAGAAUCAAGUGCCGAAUCUAAAAACAAAGGUUAUUAUGGUACUCUGCAUAACUGGGGACACGUUAUUCUCGCCCGCGUACACGAUCCCGAUGGCCGAUUUAGAGAAAAUCCAGGUGUGAUGAGCGAUACUUCAACUUCACUCCGUGAUCCAAUUUUCUACCGUUUCCACAGAUUUAUGGAUAACAUGUUCCAGGAAUACAAAGCACAUUUGCCAUCGUAUGAUGAUCAUGAUCUUGAUUUCCCUGGUGUUAUUCUAGAACAUGUUACCAUUAACGCUAAAGUACCCGAUGUAAUCACAACCACUAUGAAAGAAGACGAGUUGCAGCUCUCUCACGGAAUUAAAACUAAAGGAUCCGUAAAGGUAAAAUUUGAGCACUUGGACCACGAACCAUUCACCUAUUCAAUGGACGUCCAAAACAAGACAGGUAGCGUUAAGCACGCAACAGUUCGUAUCUUUUUAGCACCAAAAUACGAUGAACUCGGAAACCGAAUGACUCUUAACGACCAACGUGGUCUUUACAUCGAAUUGGAUAAAUUCCACAAGGAAUUACCACCUGGCAGAAGUCACAUUACGAGAGAUGCUUCCAGUUCCAGUGUUACUAUCACUCACGUACCAACAUUCGACGAAUUGAUCCAAGGUAAAGGAGUGAGUGAGGACAACACCGAAUUCUGCAGCUGCGGUUGGCCUUCCCAUAUGUUAUUGCCUCGUGGUAACGAACGUGGUAUGGUGUUCCAACUCUUCGUUAUGCUUACCGAUUACGAAAAAGACAAUGUUGGAGGUCUAAAUGACCACGCCAUUUGCUCAGAUGCCGUAAGCUACUGUGGUGCUAAAGAUUCCAAGUAUCCAGACAAGAAAGCUAUGGGCUUCCCCUUCGACAGAGUUAUUAAAGCACGUACUCCAAGUCAAUUUGCCACUCCUAAUAUGUCCUUCACUGAUAUCAGGAUCCAACACGUCGAACAUGAACAUGGCCAUCAUUAAGUUCUCAACCAGCUGACACAUGCAACAACAAUGUUACUCAACUGAUAAGUUGUAUAUUAAUUUCUCAAAUUUGGCGAAAAUAAAAUUCAAAUUAUGUAAUAAUAAGUGACUUUAAUUCAAUAAACCGUAUACUAUAGAAUA
Centruroides sculpturatus (bark scorpion) is the source of this 4058-nucleotide messenger RNA. RefSeq lists its product as uncharacterized. The record is from RefSeq and is a predicted model, not a curated record. Gene Ontology annotation, molecular function: oxidoreductase activity. Lineage: Eukaryota; Metazoa; Arthropoda; Arachnida; Scorpiones; Buthidae. Bases 75 to 3917 code for a protein of 1280 amino acids. The transcript has 18 exons.